AUGGCCGAUGAUGAAGAGCGCGCCAAGGCUGAGAAGCUGGCUGCUGCCAGGAAAAGGGUAGCCCAGCUUCAGAAGCAAAAGAAGAAGGCCAACAAGAAGGCUUCAACUGCUACAGACACCCCCAAAGAUACCGAGGUAUCUCAAGACGCCGAGUCCACCGAAGACACAGCGACAGCGACAGAACCCCCCGCUUCAGUAGACGCCUCCGCCGAGGAGAAGCCAGAAGAGGACACAUCCGCGGAACCCGCUGCUCCUUCUUCCCCGCCGCAGAGAAUGUAUCGGAAGCAAAGCAAGAUGCAGCUGUUGAAUCGCCUGUCGAGCCAAUGCCCCCGGCCCCGACAUCUCCUGGUCCAGAGGCGGAGGCGCAACCCGCCAAACUCGACGCCCCUCGCGCCGGGCACACCCGCCAGCCGUCUCUGCAGCGUUUCCCCUUCACCAUCAUCAGCGCUCAAGUCCCCGCCACAGUCUCUGCCUCCCUUAACUGGGGACGGAGAAUCUGUACACGAGGUGUUCCGGAAACAGUCGACGAAGAUCGAGGAGCUGGAGAAGGAGAAUAAGCGGCUGGAGAGUGAAAUAGCCGAUGCGACGGCUCGCUGGCGCAAAACUGAAGAACAGGUGGAAGAUCUACGUGAAGCUAGUGUUGAUAGUGUGGAGCUACGGGAGAAAUUGAAGCAAGCAGAGGAGAAGGUGGCGGGCGUUGAAUCACUGAAGGAGGAGAUUGAAUCUCUACAACGACAAAAUUCUCAACUCCAAUCUCGAUCACACCGGAACAAUGCUGGGCCUUCCGAAUCACCACCCGCAGAUCUGGUACGCCAGCUUGAAUCCAAGUCGGAGACCAUCGAGGCGAUGGAAUUGGAGAUCUCCAAUCUACGCGCUCAGGUUACCGAUCAAAGCUCCUCCAACAGCGCGAACGAGACACAAGUAGCAGCACUGGAAGACAAGGCAGCACAGAGCCAAGCCGCACUGGAGAAAUCUGAACGUGAAUUAGCCGAUACGAAGCAAGCCCUGACGCGCGCUUCAGAGAAAGCAGUGAAAGAAGGCGUGGACAAGACAUCCACCGAGACCCUGAUCAAAUCCCUGCAGCGCGAAGUCGAAGACAUCAAAAGCGAAAAGAGCGAAGCAGACAAGAAGAUCGAAACGCUGGAAAAGAAACUCCAGGCAAUCGGCAACCUGCACAAAGAAACCGAAACCCGGCACCAGACCCGCCUCCGCGAGAGCGAAAAGGCCGAGAAAGAAACAGCCGUACUCCGCAAGAAACUCUCCAGCAUCGAGAAUGAGAACCUCCGCCUUCGAGAAGAGCGUGAUCGCAUCAAGAAGCGCGAAGCAGGCGGCGGCGCCGAUGACGAGGCCCUCGACGAACUCGAGGAUGAAGAGCGUCAGCGGCUGGAGCGCCGCAUUCGCGAGCUGGAAGGCGAGAACUUCGAUCUACGCCGCGGAGUCUGGCAAGAAAAGCGCCAGGAACUAGCUGGACAAGGUUUCCCCGAGGAAGGUGCCGAAUCGGCCGUCGAUGCUGGCGCGAAUGCCUUUGACGACGUUGAUCUUGUUGGCGGUCGUCCUGACCACGCCCGUCGUCGCAGCAUGGCUUUGCAGCAGCAACAGCAGCACUCAUCUUUCUCCACCGUCUUAUCAAGUGGCUUUGCCGCUUUUACGGGCGCCAACCAGAACCGCUCCCGAGCUGGCUCGUCAAACCCGACGCACCCUCAUGCGCCUGCGACGCGAGGCAGUCUCGAGUUACUUUCCGAGGAGAACCUAGACGAUGAGUUUGAAUUCGAUGAGGCGGAGUUCGCGCGCGCACAGGCCGAGGAAGAAGCUCGCAAGCGUGUGGAGUGGGUCAGGGAGAUCAAGCGCAAACUGCGCGACUGGAAUGGGUGGCGGUUGGAUCUUGUUGAUAGUCGGGCUGGGGCUGAGGGUGCGGGCGUGGGGAUGGGAGAGAUCUUUGAGGUUUAG
Molecule: messenger RNA, 1947 nt
Organism: Penicillium manginii
Lineage: Eukaryota; Fungi; Ascomycota; Eurotiomycetes; Eurotiales; Aspergillaceae
Exons: 4
Coding region: 1-1947 (648 amino acids)
Source: RefSeq, a predicted model, not a curated record